Amphimedon queenslandica is the source of this 1122-nucleotide messenger RNA. RefSeq lists its product as uncharacterized. The annotation marks the transcript as partial. Gene Ontology annotation, cellular component: elongator holoenzyme complex; cytosol. The record is from RefSeq and is a predicted model, not a curated record. Gene Ontology annotation, molecular function: tRNA binding. Lineage: Eukaryota; Metazoa; Porifera; Demospongiae; Haplosclerida; Niphatidae. The transcript is spliced from 6 exons. Gene Ontology annotation, biological process: tRNA wobble base 5-methoxycarbonylmethyl-2-thiouridinylation.
CCCCGCCCCCUCCUACACCUGGUAUAAAGAUACCGAAGAGUUGACUGGGUCUGAUGCUAUGGGGCGUGUCUUUAGAAUAGAGAUUGCUAAUCCAACAGAUAAUCAUGAUGGGGCCUACGAGUGUUCAGUUUCUAAUGAGUUCGGAACUAAUUUUGCUUUAUCUAGACUGAGCUUCAUUAGUCCUCCUAAUGUUCCCGAUUCCAGCACUAACGUUGGCGAGAUUCUAGAUGAUGGGAGCGUGGUGAGUGUCAAUCAAAUGACUAAUGUUACAGUUCAGGCUGGAACUGAUUUCUGCGUCAUGUGUGAGCCUAGCCUUGGCUCACCUCCAGCAGAGGAGAUAGUAUGGAGGCGUAACUCACUAGAAGGAACAGAACAUGAAGGAAUUGAUAUUAGUGAUGUGUGUAUCACUAUUCAGGACAAUGGGACCAGACUCUGCUUCACUGAUGUGUCAAGAGCUUACAGUGACGUCUAUUCUUGUUUUGUUGCUAAUGAAGCUGGAUCUGAUAGUGGGAAUAUUACCAUUCAAGUAUCAGUUCCUACUGUUAUCAGACAGUCUUCAAGACAAGAUAUACCAGAUUCGUCUUCUUGUUUGGAUCAAAGAGGUCAAUCAUUUGUCAAUGAGGAGGUUGGAGUCAAUGUCUGCAUGUCCUUUGGCACUCGAGUCCUGAUUGAUUGUCUAUGGUCUGUUAGUAACUAUCACUGGUAUCUUAAACAAGAGAUACAGUCGCCAAAAACCACACCUACUGAUGAGACCACGCCCACUCAUUAUACAGGUGUUGUAUGGGAUCCAAUUGUACCAUUACGUCUUCACACCUUGCUGAAUAAUGGUCAGUAUAUACAGUAUAAUUGGAAGAGGGGUGUGGUCACCAGUACCUCGUUAAAUGUUAAUAAUAAUUCAACAGUGGCAGUAAUUGACGGAGAGGCGUUAUUAUUGACACCUUUUCGUGACGUUAUCGUUCCUCUCCCAAUGAGUCAUAAGCGACUUGUGUUCCCGUCUCCUGUUGUCAUGGCAACUUUUGCCCCACCCCCUACCCCCAACGACCUCCUUAUAGUGUUGUCUGAUGGAUCAGUCUACGUUGCAAAGUCCGGCACUAAGAUGGAGUACACCUUAACUAACCUCAG